AUGAUCUCUUCUUUUUGCUAUUAGGUUUGUAUAUGGAAAACCAGAUGUUCCAAAAGCUUCUACAGAAAUUGCAGCUAUAGUACAUGCAGAGAUAGCAGAUUUUGAGAGAGAUGGGGAAUGGGAUGCUGCUCUGGAAAUGGUGGUCGAGGGAGGAGAUCCAAAAGCUAGGUCAUUGCCUGUCAACAACUGAUAUUGAUUUCGUCGCAGCCUUGAGAUAAUCAAGGGUGAUAGCUCAGACAUCUCCAUCAUAUGUGCUCACGUUUCUUGAUUGUAUUUCUUGGUAUGGCAGUCUACUGGAUCACCUCCAUCUGCCUUUCACAUACCAUAUGAUUCUUUCAAACAACAAUUUGAUUCAAGUGGAACAAAUGAUUCUCACAACUUGAACCCUUCUCGUGUUGUACCUGAGAAAGUUACCGCAAAGGAAUUGGACUGAGUUCAUUUGUUUUUUCCUUUCAAGCCCCAGACUUGAUCUGUAUAGAUUAAUUGACUUAAGGUGUGAAGAAUGCUUACAGGCAACCUGAGACUUAAUUGUAUAGUUUUAGGAACAGAUGGGAUCUUGUCUGAAGCUAGAUGGCUUCUUGAUCUUGGGCUUAGUCCAAAUUCAAACUCAGCAACUCAAGCAAUUGGUUACAGACAUGUCUUGAUGUUAGCUCGGAUGUGUCAACUGGAGAACAAAAUAGUUGCUGUUGGAGAACCUUCUUAUCGUACUCGUAGAAGUAGAAUCAAAAGGGUGCGAGAAGGCUUUGAGAAUUCCCUCGAGGGAAGGAUUGAACUUAUUGACGGUUAUGCAAGAACCUCUUCAAUGAUUGAAAUUGAGGUGGAAAUGGACUCUGAUGUCCUUGCUGCUGAAUCAGCAAGAACUGCAGAAACCAUGUCAGAACAGAUACAACAAAUCAUGGAACUGGAGAAUCUUGAAGAGAAGUGGAGGUUCCAAGCUGAAGCAAACGACGAGGCUGAAAGACUCCUUAGUUCACAACCUAUGCUAUCGCCAGCAGAAGAGAUCAAUAUGAAUGAUCUGUAAUUCAUUUGAUUCAAGAAUAGCAUGGUUUAACAUCACCAUCAUGUGGUCGUGGGGGAUGACAUGCUUUAUUCAAAGCGAAAAUUGGAGCAUCUAAUUAUCCAUCCUCUUGGAAGCAAAUUUAAUUUGGGUAGAAGAACUUUGGCAAUGACUAAAUUACCUUGGGACGCAAUGCAAUCUGUUUGCACAAACUGAAGAAACAGAGCUGCUCGCA
Rubroshorea leprosula is the source of this 1232-nucleotide messenger RNA. The record is from the annotation of a GenBank genome assembly. Lineage: Eukaryota; Viridiplantae; Streptophyta; Magnoliopsida; Malvales; Dipterocarpaceae.